Penicillium verrucosum is the source of this 1932-nucleotide messenger RNA. RefSeq lists its product as uncharacterized. Gene Ontology annotation, molecular function: transmembrane transporter activity. The transcript is spliced from 5 exons. Gene Ontology annotation, biological process: transmembrane transport. The coding region runs from base 1 to 1932 and encodes 643 amino acids. Gene Ontology annotation, cellular component: membrane. Lineage: Eukaryota; Fungi; Ascomycota; Eurotiomycetes; Eurotiales; Aspergillaceae. The record is from RefSeq and is a predicted model, not a curated record.
AUGUCUAUUAUACAUGAUUAUAAUCGCAUUGCAAAUCUAAGAGACGCCCAAACAAAAGCGGAGGCCCUCUUCCGCCAUAUUGAACGACGCAUCAUUCGAGUUGGUAUCAGCGAGAAAGUCUUGAGCCGCGAAGUGUACGAUUUUGGCGAAAGGGAAUUUGGAAUCAAGAAGUAUUGGCACAAACGCAUUGUCAGGAGCGGGCCUAACACUCUCCUGCCGUAUGCCGAUAGUCCACCGGACCGAAUCAUUCAAGAAGACGACAUACUGAUCGUUGACCUGGGACCUGUCUUUGAAUCCUAUGAAGCCGACUUCGCACGAACCUUCGUUUUAGGAAAUGACCCGCUAAAGAUAAAGCUCCGAGAUGAUCUUGAGCCUAUCUGGAGUACGGUUCGCGAAUAUUUCCUCGAGAAUAUACACAUCUCGGGCGAGCAGUUGUACACAGUCGCCGUCAGAGAGGCGACCAGGAGAGGUUGGGAAUUUGGUGCCCCUCUUGCCGGCCAUUUAAUUGGCAAUUUCCCACACGAGAGGAUCCCCAAGGAUCAAAUCAACCUUUACAUUACCGAAGGAAAUGAUAGACCUAUGAACAGUCUGGGGGCAGAUGGUCAUAGGCGUCACUGGAUCCUUGAGAUCUACCUCCAUGAUCAUGAACAUAAGAUUGGAGGCUUUUUCGAGCAGCUUCUGACAGACGAUGAUCGAUACGUUUUCUCGGAGCUGCCCUCGGAUCGUUCCAAUAUCGGCCUUGCGAAGAUAGCCGGUAUGGAAGAAGACUUGGAACUGAGCUCAAACCAAUACUAUAUAGCUGUGGUUGUCUGGGUGAUCGGUUAUACCGCCGCGGCAGUUCCAUCUAAAACUCGGCCGUCAUACUUCAUCCCCAUCAUCACCUUUGGAUGGGGUACGGUAGCAGCCUUACUGGGAGUUGUGUCUAACAGCACCCAACUGACUGUUUUACGAUUGCUUCUGGGAAUUUUUGAGGGCGGGUUUAGUCCAGCAGUAAUUUUCCUGAUAUCGAUAUGGUAUCGAAAGUGUGAACAGUCGAAGCGGUUUAUUAUUUUCCUUUCUGCCGGUAUUUUAUCUGGCGCCUUUGGGGGUGUCGUUUCGGGGUCUAUAACUUCGACGUUGGAUGGUGUUCAUGGGAUUCAAGGAUGGAGAUGGCUAUUCAUCGUUGAAGGUAUCACCACAGUCGGAGUAAGCGUUCUUUCGCAUUGGACCUUACUUGACUACCCACAUAAUAGUCGAGGACUAAACCAGGCAGAGCGUGAUCUUGCACAGAGACGAAUGCUUCAUGACGGGAUAGCAGAGACGCACGCCAAUUCGGAAACGCCAACCACAAGAACUUCUGUGUUCAUUUGCUUGCUAGAAGCACUGUCCAACUGGAGGACCUGGCUUCUUGUUCCCGGGUAUAUGUCCAUUCUUGGUGCAUUAGCUUUGUCAUACUUUUACCCGACGUUGGUUGAAGGCAUGGGGUAUUCUUCAACAAACGCCCAAUACAUGACCGCUCCGCUUUAUCUUGUUUCGCCUUUUGUCGCAGUGCCAGUCUGCUACUUUGCCGAUCGCAAGCCUCAUUUGAGAGGUACCAUUCUGGUGCUGAAUUUGAUAGUGGGCAUGGUAUUUUUCGCAUUGACGGCAGCUAUUCAACACUACACAGCAAGGUAUAUCUUCCUUUGUGUCACAAAUAUUACAAUAUGGACUGGAAAUGCUCUCGCUCUUUCCUUUGCGACUACUGCGCUGGCAUCGGUUAAUCAAGACGUGAGGGCAAUAAUGUUAGCCACGAUGAAUGGAUUUGGAGCACUCGCUCAGCUGUAUGGUAGUGCCUUAUUUCCAGAGAAAGAUGGGCCUCAAUACGUUGUUGCAUUUUCUGUCUUCGCUGGAACUUUUGCCGCCGGAGCAAUAUUUUAUGGAUUGGCAGAUACGUUAUUUAAACGAUAUCCAUAG